Molecule: messenger RNA, 1299 nt
Organism: Juglans regia (Persian walnut)
Lineage: Eukaryota; Viridiplantae; Streptophyta; Magnoliopsida; Fagales; Juglandaceae
Product: cytochrome B5-like
Exons: 2
Coding region: 289-717 (142 amino acids)
Cellular component (GO): membrane; intracellular membrane-bounded organelle
Molecular function (GO): heme binding
Source: RefSeq, a predicted model, not a curated record
UCCACAUCACGUGAUUCAUAAAAUAUUUGAAAUCUUGGAUCCUGUGAAAUAAAAAUCGUGUUGUAUGACUUGGAGGUGGAAAGUCUACGAAAACUCGGUCCAACACCCACCAUUCUUCUACUGAGAAUCGACACCGUACGUCCACAACGUGGCUUGCUUACUUGCUUUGUGCCAAACAAUCCCAGCUUUCUUCUACAAAAUUAAAGCCCCCCUCACUCCAUUGGUGCAAAAUCUAGACCAAUUUUCUGGCUUCCAACGCACCAAUCUACUACUCAUUAUUCAGUAACCAUGGCAGGAAGAAUUUUCACCCUCUCUCAAGUUGAACGACACAGAUCAAAGAAAGAUUGCUGGCUUGUCAUCAAUGGCAGAGUAUUGAACGUGACAAAGUUUUUGAAGGAACACCCAGGAGGAGAGGAGGUGUUGAUGGAGUCGGCAGGGAAGGACGCCUCCAAGGAGUUUGAGGAUGUUGGACACAGCAAGGGAGCUCAAAGCUUGCUCCGAAAAUACCAGGUGGGUGUUCUUCAAGGACACAUAUUCCAAGACGGAGACUCCGAGGAAGUUGCCUACGAGGAAUCCGAGAACAAAGCUGAGAUGACUGCUUUUGUGAUCAAGCAUGACCGACUGUCCAAGUUUGUGGCUCUCCUCCUCGAGUUCUUCGUCCCUUUCUUGAUUGGUGGCUCCUAUUUCUGUUACAGAUACUUCACCAGAGCACCCUAGAUCGCCAAUCAGAUCAUCUUCCUCUAAUAAUAUGGAUGAAAGUGGUUAAUCUUUUUUAAUAUUAUCUUUGAUUUAAAAGUUAAAUUUAAAAAUUUAUGUCUUGCAUUUAAGUAAAAUGGUGUGCUCUCCACACCGGCCUAAGACUAAAAUUAACUCUGUUAUAUUAUGUCGUUUUCUUAUUAUAUCCCUUCUCAACUCAUUGCCCAUUCCAUUCAAACGACCAAGUCAAAUGAAAACAACUUACAAAACAGAUUGCAAACAUCGUAACAGGACAAAAAGAUAAUUUAGAUCUAAAACUUUCAACUCCAUGCUUACACAUGGCCUAUAUUGGGUCAUUCCUCCCAGAAAGAAUGGUGGAAAUGUUGGCUUGUUCUCAGGGAGAAGAUGAAGCUUUGAUAUGAUGAUUCCAAGUUACUUUGUGUAUUUGGAGAGAGGAACGAUGGGAUCUUUGAGGAUAAGGAACAGACGGUGGCGAAUGUUAUGGAUUGUUUUCACUUAACAUUGAUCAUUGGUGUUUUACACAUUCUGGUUGCUCUAGCACUAGUUUUCAGAACUUUUUAGCUCUUUUUUUUCAUUCUAUUA